CCGGGAGCAGCCGACUUGCCCCGGGCAGCUGCUGAGCCGGCCGGGGCGGCGGGGGCGAGUGCUAGCCGAGCCCCUCCCACCUUGCCCCGGGGCAGACGAGCAGCGCCCCGGCACCCCCUCUUAGCCUGCAGCCCCGCCAGCGCCACCCCCCGCGGGCUGCAGGAGCUCAUGCAGCCGCCAAGGGAGAGGCUAGUGGUAACAGGCCGAGCUGGAUGGAUGGGUAUGGGGAGAGGGGCAGGACGUUCAGCCCUGGGAUUCUGGCCGACCCUCGCCUUCCUUCUCUGCAGCUUCCCCGCAGCCACCUUGCCGUGCAAGAUCCUCAAGUGCAACUCUGAUUUCUGGAGUGCCACAUCAGGCGGCCACUCGGAGGACGCCCCCGAGUUCUGCACGGCCCUGCGCGCGUACGCCUACUGCACGCGGCGCACGGCCCGCACCUGUCGGGGCGACCUGGCCUACCACUCGGCGGUCCAUGGCAUAGAGGACCUCAUGAGCCAGCACAACUGCUCCAAGGAUGGCCCGACCUCGCAGCCGCGCCUGCGCACGCUCCCGCCGGCGGGGGACAGCCAGGAGCGCUCUGACAGCCCCGAGAUCUGCCACUAUGAGAAGAGCUUCCACAAGCACUCAGCUGCCCCCAACUACACGCACUGUGGCCUCUUCGGGGAUCCGCACCUCAGGACUUUCACAGACCGCUUCCAGACCUGCAAGGUGCAGGGCGCCUGGCCGCUCAUCGACAACAAUUACCUGAACGUGCAGGUUACCAACACACCCGUGCUGCCCGGUUCCGCCGCCACCGCCACCAGCAAGCUCACCAUCAUCUUCAAGAACUUCCAGGAGUGCGUGGACCAGAAGGUGUACCAGGCUGAGAUGGACGAGCUCCCAGCUGCCUUCGCCGACGGCUCCAAGAAUGGUGGGGACAAGCACGGGGCCAACAGCCUGAAGAUCACGGAGAAGGUGUCCGGCCAGCAUGUGGAGAUCCAGGCCAAAUACAUCGGCACCACCAUCGUGGUGCGCCAAGUAGGCCGCUAUCUGACCUUCGCCAUCCGCAUGCCUGAGGAGGUAGUCAACGCAGUGGAGGACCGGGACAGCCAGGGCCUCUACCUCUGCCUGCGGGGCUGCCCCCUCAACCAGCAGAUUGACUUCCAGGCCAUCCAUGCUGCUGCCACUGAGGGCCAUGGCACCCGCAGGCCGGCAGCUGCCAGUCCCAUGCCCACAACCCCCGAGACCUUUCCCUACGAGACAGCGGUGGCUAAGUGCAAGGAGAAGCUGCCCGUGGAGGACCUCUACUACCAGGCCUGUGUGUUCGAUCUGCUCACCACGGGCGACAUGAACUUCACGCUGGCUGCCUACUACGCCUUGGAGGACGUCAAGAUGCUGCACUCCAACAAAGACAAGCUGCACCUGUACGAAAGGACUCGGGAGCUGCCCGGCCAGGCAGCCGCCGCACCACUACCCCUGGGCCCCAGGUCCCUCCUCAGCACCCUCCUCCUCCUCCUCCUUGCCCUGCUCCCUGUGUUUUUGUAGGACGCAGAGGAGGUGAGAGAUCUGUCCCCAGGCACGCGGGCUCCUGCACCCUGGUUUCUCCAUCUAAGGUGCCGGCCAGCAGGUGCAGAGAAUGGCAGGCCAUUUCCUGCAGCCCAGCAGUCUCCGCAGGACUUGGGGAGCAGAGGAGGCCACUAGACCAGGGCCUGUGGGACAGUUACCUCAGAGCUGCUUCGGCCUGCCUGCCAGCAAGGGCUCAGGGGCUUGGGACGCUCCCUUGGCCCCCUCACUAGUGCACGUGACAAGGUUGUGGUGACUGGUGCUGUGAUGUUUGUGACAGUAGAGUUGUGUGAGAGGGGAGCCAGCUCCCCUCGACCCUACCCCGCAGCGUGAAUGUGCAAACCAGAGCCCCAGGUGAGCCCCUCCCCACCCACCAGAGAGACACUGGGACCCGUCAGAGUCAGCCCCCCUACUCCCCUGAAGUGCACUGAAACAGUCUAGGCCGACUGCCACAAGCUGGUCCGCGGGGCGCCCUGUGCCUGCCACACGCACACACCCCACACGAGCACACUCACCCUCGUGCCCCAAGCCAGAGGAGGGUGCCCCAGCUAUCCUGCCCACCGUGGGCUGAGUGGGGCUGAGGCAUCAGUGAGGACCCAUCCCCAGGCAGGGCUGUCAGCCUCUUUAGCAAACUGAUGACAUCUGUUGGCCACAAGGUCAUGCCCUCCUGGUAUCUUCCUGCCCUUGACCGCUCUGUGAGACCCCACGUCAGCCCACCCACCUAGAGAGCGGCGCUGGAGGGAUGGUGACUGUGCCACUUGCGGGCUCGGAUACCUUUCUCUGGCCCCUCCCCCCACCCACCCCCACUGUGCAUUGGAAGCCGGUCCUUGGUUCUAAACGUUUAAACAUAGAAGAGACCCUGUUGACUUCUGUUCCUCUCCAGUAAAGGGCAGAGCCCCUGGGCAGGGCACUUGGGCCGCAGGGUGUGAGCAGGAGACAGUGGCCAGGGCCAGCUGGCCUGCCCUGACCCUCUGCUCUCUCUCCUCACCUGUUAGAUGCUGCCUCACUCCCUGCCCCGUCUACCAUGUCUGGAGUCUGGGGAGAGGAGCAGGGGACAGAAGGCCUGUGGCCCUGAGCCUCCCUGGCAGGGUCUCCUCUCUCCCUGUCUUCACUAAAGUCAUCCCUUCCCAUAAGUUCUGUGGCCACGCAGCCAGGAGAGAUGCCCCCCCACCCCAGGAGCCCUGGCCUUGCUGCUGUUCCGAGAACCCCAGGCCAGCAUGGGCCUGGGCUCUGCCCCCCAGAGGCGUGACCAGCCCCGGAAGGCCAUCAUCCCGGACACCCUGCAGCCCCCGCACUGUGUCCGCCCGUCCGUCUGUCUGCUCUUCCCCAGGGACCUCUCAUACACUGGCCCCGGAGGCUGCAGAACGUGCGUCUCCCCACCCCUUCAGAGAGGUCCUGUUCUCUCUGCCAAAACCGCGUGGUCAGCGGGAGGGGACCCAGCCUCGGCCCUUCCUGCUGGUUGUCAUACUGCCCCUAUGUUGGAAGUAGAAAGUGAAGCACUUUAUUUUGGUUGUGUUUGAUCGAGUUCUGCUUGGAAGUGAGGACCCCUCACUGCGCCCAUGCGUCUAAGACCCGUGUGGAGUGUCACCGCGUGUACAUACUGUAAAUUAUUUAUUAACGGCUAAAUGCAAGUAAAGUUUGGUUUUUUUGUUUUGUUAUUUUC
Messenger RNA from Loxodonta africana (African savanna elephant), 3202 nucleotides. RefSeq names its product repulsive guidance molecule BMP co-receptor a (gene RGMA). Gene Ontology annotation, molecular function: coreceptor activity. Gene Ontology annotation, cellular component: plasma membrane. NCBI's taxonomy places the organism in Eukaryota, Metazoa, Chordata, Mammalia, Proboscidea, Elephantidae. The coding region runs from base 169 to 1521 and encodes 450 amino acids. The transcript has 4 exons. Gene Ontology annotation, biological process: BMP signaling pathway. The record is from RefSeq and is a predicted model, not a curated record.